UAGCAGGAUUGUUCAUGUUGUAAUAGAUAAAAGGGACUGUGGGAAAUUAGUGAUAAGCCUCAAAAUACAUAAAAAACAAAUCAAAGGUGAUUAAGACAUUAUUUUUAAGCAAAUAAAACAUUCCCAGAGGCAGAGCCUGUAGGAGGUAGGGAGAGGAGGGGUCAAUGCAUACAUGCUCAGAAGAGUCUGUUUGGAGAACGUAGUGUGAACACGACAGAAAAGGAAUCCUGAGUCCAGUUCCGGCCUCCCAUUCACAAAUGCAGUAAGACUCUCUGGAGAAGUUUGGUGCAGAGCUACUUCUAGAUACUGCUCUAACCAAGGGGCAUAGUCAUCUCCCAUCACUUGUCUCCAGGAAGUGAUUUUGAUAAGUUAUGAAGCUGUCGGUUCUUGGUGCAACAGGUCAAUCUGGUCAGUUUCUGGUCUCACAAGCACUACAGCAAGGCCAUGAAGUGACAGCACUUGUGCGGAAUGUCACCAAACUGACUAUUCAACAUAAAAAUUUGAAGGUGGUGGAAACAAACAUCUUUUCAGCAGAACAGUUGUCGGGACAUUUUCAAGGUCAAGAUGCUGUCAUUUCCUGCUUGGGCUUCCCCUACAAGAUCUUCUCAGCAAUUUCAGGAUACACAGAUUCAAUGGAAGCAAUAGUGGCUGCCAUGCGGCUAGCCAAAGUGAACCGUGUAAUAACCAUGACAUCAUGGUACACUUCCCCUGAGUCUGGACAGAACUCUCCACUGAUGGUGCGUUUUCUCCUCCUGCCACUCAUCAGAAGUGUGCUUAACAACAUGAAUCAGAUGGAGAACUACUUAGAGAAGGAGUGCAGUGACCUCAGCUGGACGGUAGUGAGGCCACCAGGACUUCAAAAUGUUCCAGCCACAGACAAAGAAAUCCUGACUCACGAAGGCUAUUUUGUUCCUGAUCCAAAUGGUUACCCGGUAACCAACUCAGUGGCAAGAGGGGAUGUAGCUCGCUUCAUGCUGUCUCUCCUCAGCAGUAACGAAUGGCUAAAAAAAGGAGUGGCAAUGUGUACAAACUAGAGGUUGUAUUUUUCUUUGUCAGGAUAACAUAAGUACCAACCCCAAAGCAGCAGCAAAGAACUUUCAAGCACUUAUGACACAAGACAGACUUUUUAAAAAGAAAAUUUUAUUAAGGCAAAAUUACAAUAAAAUAUUAACAGACUAUAUCAUACAUUACGUAUUCGGGAUCAAGUUAAUAUUCAAAGAACCUGGCUAAAGAAGUUGCAGUUUGUUUGAAUCUUUGCUUGUCUUGUCACAAAAGAAUAAUUUUCACUCACGAUCCUUAGAGGUGAUAAGCACCAAUAAUUCCCUCGGAAGUAAAUGAGAGCUUUAUAAAUGUAAAUGUGGGUGUUCCACAUCUCCAUUAAAUUUGGCCCUAAAUGUUUUCUAUAGUUAUCAAAUGCCUCAGCUUUGCUCUACCAUAUAACCACUCACAAAAGACAUUUACUGCUUCAGGUACUCCAUCACCACAACUGUUAGGCUUGAUUCUCUUCUCACAGUGGCUUGACAGCAGUGUAACUGCACUGGAGUUGCUCUUGAUUUACACUAGUGUAAGUGAGAGGAGAAUCCAGCCCAUAAUCACUUUUUGUACCUAGACUGUUAGCCUCCUAACUACUGUAUGUUGUUUAUUCUACUCUUCAGCUAAAAGACAGAAUCCUAUAAUUUAGGAAAUCUAAAUAUAUGAACAGUGAGCUACAAACUUCUUGUAGAUUUAGGAGUUGAAGGUCAUGUCAUUAAAUCACAUCAGCACACAACCAUUUGUCAGGUCUGAUUAAAUUGCUGCUUGGCGGUCUCCCUCAGCUCUUUUUAAGGGAAGCCAUUCUAGGAUAUAUAAUCAAGGCAGCAUUGUAUCUUCAAAUAUCGGGGAACAGAUUUGAUAUUUUUAUAUUGAAUCUUACAGGGUUUUUAAACCAGUUAAUUGUUCUUAAUGACACUCUGUGCCUUGCUGUAUUCUGUUUUUAAAGUUGAAAGUCUUUUUAUAUUACUUAAAAUUUUGCAGAUUUUACUAGUUGUCAUCCUCCUAUCUUUGAUAUUGUUAGAACCAACACUGUCUUCAAUGUCAAAAUACCAGUGAUUGGACUAUGGAUAAGAAUGGCUAAUCACAGCUGAGUAUACCCUGCCACUAGGGCAGACGUGCUUGGUAAUGCUAUGCCCAAACAACCCACCGUGGACAUGCUGCCUCCUCAGUGCAGGUUCCCUAAACCUUUCGGUCCAGGUUCCCAACCACCUUCUUCCUGAGUGCAAGCUCCCUUUUCCACUCUUCCCUCUGCAAGGUUUCCCCCAUUACCACCACCCAAACCUCCAGUCUUCAUCCUCCUUCCACACUCAGUGCAGGUUGAUAGUUAUCCUCAUUACCUCUAAUCACACAUUAAGUACUGGCCCUUAUUGCUGGGAACCUCUGUCAACAGUGGACUCAUUCCCAACUCCCUGGUCCAUACUGCUGGCAGUUGUUCACUUCCUCUUUAAAGACCUGAUCUGCUGGGUGCUUUGGAGUUGAUGGGAGUUUUUCCCAGAAGCUGCACAGGAUCAAAUCCUUAACAGGGCAUCAGUUAUCCAUGACCCUAACAGAGAACUUACACCUUUUUAUACUCACUUUGGAUAACUGCACUUUCUGUGACAGUGUCAGGACAGUCAUGAAUGCUGUGAAAACCAAAAGAACAUGAGGUCUAUCUUACAAAAACAUGAGGUCAUUCAACGGAAAGUGAUUGGGUUUAACUUAGUUUUUAUCCAGAUGUCUAGUUUUGAAUGAUUUUUGUUGACUACUUUCAGAGUAUGGUUAUUAUUGUGAAUCAGUGUUUUUUCUUAUUCCUAUCUCAGUUAACUGUACAUGUUCUCAAAGCAUCUCAGCCAACCUGGACACAGUUUAAAAACAACUUUGCAACACUCAUCACUGAUACAAAUAGGUUUUUAAAGAUGCACAUUGCAAAGAUAAAUGAUGAUCAACCUAUUUUAAAGUAUAAUAAGCUAAUUAUUUCUCUUACCAAUAAAAUACAUCUCAUUUAU
Messenger RNA from Trachemys scripta elegans, 3017 nucleotides. RefSeq lists its product as uncharacterized. The transcript is spliced from 5 exons. The coding region runs from base 372 to 1034 and encodes 220 amino acids. The record is from RefSeq and is a predicted model, not a curated record. Lineage: Eukaryota; Metazoa; Chordata; Testudines; Emydidae.